AUGUCUAUUGAAUGUAUGCAAAGUCACAGGAUAGAUCCAACACGACCGUGCGAUAUGACAUGGGGCAAGCAAGUUGGCAAGGGAACCGUUUUCGGGACAUUGGGUAAUAGUGAUCAAGGGCUUUACGGUAAAGGAGGUUACAAGCAAGAUAUUUUUAAUGAUGCUAGAGGGAAAUUGGAAGGGCAAGCGUAUGGAACUAGAGUCUUGGGACCUAAUGGUGACUCUAGUUCACUUGGUGGAAAACUGGACUGGAACAAUGUAAACAAGGAUGCCAGAGCUACUUUAGAGAUAACCAAGCAGAUACAUGGACCUACUAACCUGGACGCAUCAGCAUCUAAAGUGUGGAACUUUGACAAGAAUACUCGUCUAUCAGCUGGUGGGACUGUAACGCAAGAUCUUGGUCACGGAAAACCCGACUAUGGUGUCGGUGCUACUUUCCAACAUGACUUCUGA
This is a messenger RNA of Parnassius apollo (apollo), 453 nucleotides long. NCBI's taxonomy places the organism in Eukaryota, Metazoa, Arthropoda, Insecta, Lepidoptera, Papilionidae. The record is from the annotation of a GenBank genome assembly.